This is a messenger RNA of Diabrotica virgifera virgifera (western corn rootworm), 1940 nucleotides long. RefSeq names its product probable cytochrome P450 6a13. The transcript is spliced from 8 exons. The record is from RefSeq and is a predicted model, not a curated record. Gene Ontology annotation, molecular function: heme binding; oxidoreductase activity, acting on paired donors, with incorporation or reduction of molecular oxygen; iron ion binding. The coding region runs from base 278 to 1792 and encodes 504 amino acids. NCBI's taxonomy places the organism in Eukaryota, Metazoa, Arthropoda, Insecta, Coleoptera, Chrysomelidae.
AAUCAAUCUCACUUAUAAGUGGAUGUAUCCUUGAAUCUGUUACGAACAACAAAUUGUGACCUAGGAAAACGCUAAUAUUAUUACAUUGUCACAACAAAUCUCACAUUCACAAACAAUUCCUUCAAGAUUAUAAAAAAAUAGUGUUGACGAUGCGUAAAAUUCGUUAGAACACGCGAAAUUUGAAAGUUUUUAACAUAACAUCUCCAAAACGGUACAAGGUACAUAGUGUAGAAUUUAAAUGAAGCUGGUGUGGAUUUAACUGAGCUAGCCUAUCAAAAUGAGCUUGUUUCUUACCCUCUUGAGUUACGGGACUGCUCUACUUCUUGUAGCAGCAGUAUCUUUCUACGCAUAUUUCCUGUAUUCCUACACAUACUGGUCUAAAAAAGGAGUACCAUAUCUAGAGCCAAAGUUUCCAUAUGGAAACUGUACUAGUCUUUUCGCUAAGGCGAAAGGAUAUUCCGUAGGAAUGGUAGACAGCUGCUACAAGAAAAUGAGGGAGCAAGGAUGGAAAGUUGGAGGAUUCUUCACAGUCGCCAGGCCGACACUCUUGGUGUUAGAUCCUGAAUAUGUUAGAGAUAUUUUGGUAAAGGACUUUAGUAACUUCGUAGACAGAGGAUUUUAUUACGUAAAGCAUGAUAAAACAACAGAAAAUCUCUUCGUAGUGGACGAAAUAAAUUGGAAAAAUAUUAGAACAAAACUAACCCCGACAUUCACGACAGGAAAAAUGAAAAUGAUGUUUCCGCUUAUAACCCACGCAUGUGGACAAAUGACGAAAUUCAUGGAACAAUUGGCCGAAAAGAAACAAGACAUCGAUAUCAGAGAGUGUUUGGCCAUGUUUACCACAGAUGUGAUAGUAUCUUGCGCAUUAGGGCUCGAUAGUAACUGUUUUACAGAUAAAGAAAGCAAAUUCAGAAAUAUAGGAAAGUCGUACUUCAGUUUUAAGGAUGUAUUACUUGCAGCUAAAGUAUCGUUGAUGAAUUAUGCUCCGGAGCUAGCUGUACAAUUAGGAAUUCCAAGCCUGAAAAAGGAGCAACGCCAAUUUUUCGUCAAUAUAAUUGGUUCAACAGUCGAUUAUAGAAGAAAAAAUAACGUAAGAAGGGAAGAUUUUCUUCAGUUGAUGAUCAACUUAUUAGAUCAACCAAAGGAUGCUCCAAAUCAUCUAACGUUCGAUCAAGUGAUAGCUCAAGUCAGCAUCUUCUUCGUGGCAGGUUUUGAAACAUCAUCUUCGACAAUGACAUUUGCUUUAUAUGAGUUAGCGAAACAUCAAGAAUUACAAGACAGACUUCGAGACGAAAUUAACACAGCUUUAAACGACAAAAAAGAACUAACUUACGAGUCCAUCAACGAAAUGCAGUACCUUCAACAAGUUAUUGAUGAAACUUUAAGGUUGUAUCCAGUAGUUUCAAAUCUUCAGAGGAAGUGUGUGCAAGAUUACACAUUUAAAAACUCGAAUAUGGUCGUAGAAAAGGGUGUAACUUGUGUGAUACCGAUAUUUAGUAUACAGAGAGAUCCUGAAUUCUUUAAAGAUCCUCUGAUGUUUGACCCCGACCGAUUUAGUCCUGAAAAUAAAAAUAAUAUUGUUCCGUAUUCGAAUUUACCGUUUGGAGAAGGACCUCGAAACUGUAUAGGAUUAAGAUUUGGAUACAUGCAAAGCAAAAUAGGUAUUAUAGAGAUUAUACGGAGAUUUAAAUUGACAAUUAGUCCAAGUACCAAGAUGCCCAUACAAAUAGACCCUGAUUUCUUUAUAUUACAGCCACUAGAAACUCUUUAUUUGCAAGCAGCACCAAUAUAAUGAAUUUUAAAAAUUUGUUAGUAAUUCUUAACAUUAGUUUUUAAUUUUAGUAAUAAUAAAAUAAUAAAGUAAAACCCUCACAUAGAGAAGUAAAACUCUCACAUGCAACCCAUUCAACAUUUGAAUAAUAAAAUAGUUUGUAGACUUA